UGCUUCCCCCGGUACAGCUCUAUCGUUGAGGUCGAGGGGAGGGAAUGGAGAACGAGAGGCAGCACCUUCUAUACGCCGACCAGAGGGGGGGGGGAUGGAGAACGCCCAGAUCGGGCGUUGCUGCGUGCGGCGGCAAGCGAUACCGCGGCUGGCGGUGCUGUGCUGGGACCGCGGCCGGCGCUUCCUCCCGGGCUGGCGGCGCUUGCCUCCCAAGCUUGGAUCCGGCGCUGGCAAGGCCAGAUCCGGCGGCGGUGAGCUCGGCACCCGCGCCUCCACGCCGAGCUCGGCGCGGCCCUCCGCGCGUUGGAUCCGGUGUUCGCGAGGCCGGAUCCGGCGGUGGUGAGCUCGGUGCCUGUGCCUCCACGUCGAGCUCGGCGCGCCUACUAGCGCCGCCGCCCCGUCGGGGCUGGUGGGCGGCGGUGGCGGCGCGUUCGGGUGGGACGCCGUCUGGUGGGUCGCGGCGGCGGAGGCGAGGGGCGCUUGAGCCUCCGCGCCGUCCCACUCCCCGCAGCGGGCCUCGCCGGCCUCUGCUCGCUCUCCCUCAACGAGGACCACACCAACGAGGACGACGCCGGCCCCAUGUGGGCGACUGCGCACUGCCCCGAUCCAUUCCCGACACCUCCUCGCAUCCGCCUCGCGGAGCGGCAUUCCAUCGAGCACCUCACUGGCGCGGACGCCCACCGCCUCCCACCGCAUUCCAAAAGAGGAGAGGAAGACGACGACGUGGCACCAUGGCGACGGCACAGGCAGCCUCGGCGUCCCCCACCCACCACCGCGUGUCCCCGGGGACGUCGCCGCCGCAGCCGCCGUACCCCAGCGCCUCCAGGAUCGCAGACUCUGCCUGCUUCCCCCAGUUUGGAGGGCAACCAGGACAAGAGCAAGUGUCAGCAGCAGUUCGACAAUUACAAGGAGUGCAAGAAGAAAGAGUCCUCACGCAGUCCUCACUUCUUUGCAAAUGGCAGUGUUCCACUCGUGGAGGAGGACGAUGAGCGCGGCUGCGGGCUGAGGAGGACGCUGAAUACUUGUUUCAAAACUUUUGAUGUGUAAAUACAUUCUGCCUGUUUCCAAGUUCCCAUUUUUAGCUCUCAGAAUGUUUGUGCAUAUUGCUACAUGCACGUUUGUUUUGCUUAAUCAUUCAAAAGGAAAACCCUGAAACAAGCUUGUUUUGACAAUAAUUGCAUUAUUGCUGUCUUCUUGUACAAUCAUAUUUGUGCAUUCAUAUAGUAGUACAUGGUAAUCUUUAAAUAAAGUGGUACACAUGUACUGAGUUUCUUCUAUAUUUAUCUUUACUCUUGAGUUUCAAAAAUAUUUCUCAUUUAUGGUAGGUACAUUGGGGCAGCCGGCAAUCAGGGGUAGCGUUGUGCAGUAUGCGUGCACCACGGUGGUCAUCGGUACCACAUCCGCGUCCUCCUCCGCGAGCAGCAGUCGAUAGCUGGGCAAAACCUCUCGCAAUUUGACUCGUCUGCUCCGUCUCCAGCCGUCCUCACUUCUUUGAUCUAUGACAGUUCCUUAGAUUCUUGACGUAGCUGAACCAUUACAAACGGCGGCAAGCUCCCUUGCUCGUGGAGUAGGUAUACAAUGUAUAAUUCCAUAUCAAAGUUCAAAUCCCAUGAACACGUACUUUAAGCAGUGUUUUGAUUAGGGCCUUGCUUCUCUAAGACACUGGCCGGGACCAUGUACAUUUUUGUUUUGGAUGGGGCUUUGAUUCUCAAAUAAAUUUGCACAUGAUCUUUUAUAUUAUUUCAAAGCUAGUUGUCGAAACACAAUAUGUAUAGGUACAUGUACCGCACUUUGAUAUUCUUUGAUUUUGUUUCAGAAA
Panicum virgatum (switchgrass) is the source of this 1819-nucleotide messenger RNA. RefSeq names its product translation initiation factor IF-2-like. The transcript has 4 exons. NCBI's taxonomy places the organism in Eukaryota, Viridiplantae, Streptophyta, Magnoliopsida, Poales, Poaceae. The record is from RefSeq and is a predicted model, not a curated record. The coding region runs from base 45 to 989 and encodes 314 amino acids.